Lycium ferocissimum is the source of this 3555-nucleotide messenger RNA. RefSeq names its product protein CHROMATIN REMODELING 25. The record is from RefSeq and is a predicted model, not a curated record. Gene Ontology annotation, biological process: reciprocal meiotic recombination; double-strand break repair via synthesis-dependent strand annealing. Lineage: Eukaryota; Viridiplantae; Streptophyta; Magnoliopsida; Solanales; Solanaceae. The transcript is spliced from 21 exons. Gene Ontology annotation, molecular function: ATP-dependent chromatin remodeler activity; ATP binding; DNA translocase activity. The coding region runs from base 144 to 3086 and encodes 980 amino acids. Gene Ontology annotation, cellular component: nucleus.
GUUGGAUCAACUUGAAAAUUUUGGGGGGAUCAAUUUUAGAAUUACAAACCUUGUUAGGUACGCUUCCCGGCCCCAUCUCUUCAACCUACCGCCAAAAUCCAAAGAUUCAAAAUGCCUUAAGCAGAAGAGAGCAGCGACGAGUAAUGGACGACCAGGAUGAAGCUCUUUCAUCAUCAUCCGAACAUGACGACUCGAGCGACGAAUUCGUUUGCGAUCCACAGGAUAAUGACAUCGAUUGCGAAUCUAAUGACGACGAUGAAGACCGUAAAUCGCAAAAUGUUGAUGCUCUUCUGAGGGGUAACCUUAUUGUGAAAAGACAGUCCCUACUUCCACGAGUCUAUUCAGUGACAGAUGCAGCAGCCAAUCUUCGAAAACCAUUCAAACCUCCAAGUUCCAAUGGUUACAGUAGUACCAAUGAGCAUCUAGCCCGCCGUCUUUGUGCUCGUAAAAAAUUUGUGCCAUGGGGGUCAACAAGGCCAGUGUUUAUUGCAGUUACAAACAGGUUAACAGCCCCAGAAUCUGCUGAGAUAGAUGUGGUGGAAGACAAUCUAGAGCUGCCACCUGGUGUUGAACCUCUGGUGUUGUGGCAGCCUGAAGAAAUUCUGGAGGAAGGCUGUAAUUUAGUACCUAUAAUUGUGGAUCCGUUAGUUGUUAGGUUCCUUCGUCCUCAUCAAAGGGAAGGGGUCCAGUUCAUGUUUGACUGUGUAUCAGGUGCACUUAGUACCGUCAACAUUAAUGGGUGCAUUUUAGCUGAUGAUAUGGGUUUGGGGAAGACUUUGCAAUCAAUCACAUUACUUUACACUCUUCUUCGCCAGGGAUUUGAUGGAAAACCAAUGGUCAAGAAGGCGAUAAUUGUGACCCCUACCAGUCUUGUUAGUAAUUGGGAAGCUGAAAUCAGUAAGUGGGUUGGAGAAAGAGUUAAACUUGUUGCUUUAUGUGAAAGCACCAGAGAUGAUGUUGUGUCUGGCAUAGACAGUUUUAUCAAUCCUCAUAGUAAUUUACAGGUAUUAAUUGUUUCCUACGAGACAUUUCGAAUGCAUUCUUCAAAAUUUAGUGAUUCUGGAUCAUGCGACCUUCUCAUAUGUGAUGAGGCUCACAGAUUGAAAAAUGAUCAAACACUGACUAAUCGAGCAUUGGCUUCUCUAGCAUGCAAGCGUCGGGUUCUGCUAUCAGGGACACCAAUGCAAAAUGAUCUAGAAGAGUUUUAUGCCAUGGUUAAUUUCACCAAUCCAGGUAUCUUGGGUGAUGCUGCACACUUUCGGCGUUAUUUUGAGACACCAAUAAUUUGUGGUAGGGAGCCCACUGCCACUGAGGAAGAGAGGAAAUUAGGAUCUGACCGCUCUGCUGAACUGAGUUCCAAAGUUAAUCAGUUUAUUUUGCGGAGGACAAAUGCGUUAUUGUCAAACCACCUACCACCAAAGAUAAUCGAAGUUGUUUGUUGCAAGCUGACACCGCUCCAGUCAGAGCUGUACAAUCAUUUUAUACAUUCGAAAAAUGUGAAACGAGCUAUCACCGAAGAAGCAAAACAAUCAAAAAUCUUAGCUUACAUAACAGCUCUGAAGAAGCUUUGCAAUCAUCCGAAGCUGAUAUACGACACGAUACGAAGUGGAAGUCCAGGGACAUCUGGUUUUGAGGACUGCAUUCGCUUUUUCCCUCCAGAAAUGUUUUCUGGAAGGUGUGGCUCAUGGACUGGUGGAGCUGGGUUGUGGGUUGAACUGUCAGGAAAAAUGCAUGUCUUAGCCCGGCUACUGGCUCAACUUCGUCAGAAAACAGAUGAUAGGAUUGUUUUGGUUUCCAACUAUACACAGACACUGGACCUUUUCUCUCAAUUAUGCCGCGAAAGGAGAUAUCCCUUCUUAAGACUUGAUGGAACUACAUCAAUUAGUAAAAGACAGAAGCUAGUUAAUAGUUUCAAUGAUCCAACUAAGGAUGAGUUUGCAUUUCUGCUGAGCAGCAAGGCUGGAGGUUGCGGUCUUAAUUUGAUUGGUGGGAACCGUCUGGUUUUGUUUGAUCCUGACUGGAAUCCAGCCAAUGACAAACAGGCAGCUGCAAGAGUCUGGAGAGAUGGACAAAAGAAGAGGGUCUACAUCUAUAGGUUUUUGAGUACUGGAACUAUUGAAGAAAAGGUGUACCAGCGUCAGAUGUCAAAGGAGGGUCUUCAGAAAGUUAUUCAGCAGGAACAAACAGAUUCUGAUAUCCAGGGAAACUCUCUCUCAGCAGAAGACCUGCGGGACCUGUUCACAUUUCAUGAUAGUGUGAGGUCUGAGAUUCAUGAAAAUAUGAGCUGUGACCGUUGCCAACCAGAUGCAGUGAUGCCAGAUGACAAUACCAUAGCUGAGUUCAACACUCAGGAUCAUCAGCCUGAUCAAGAGGAUAUUGGGGGAUUUGCAGGUGCAGCUGGUUGCUUGCAUACAUUACAGAGCUCAGAGAAACAGAUAGGAGCUCCCAAGGAAGAGGACUUAGCCAGUUGGGGUCAUCAUUUUUUCCCAAAAUCAGUUCCAGAUGUAAUUUUCCAGUCCGCAGCAGGAGAUGAGGUUUCGUUUGUUUUCACUUGCCAAGUGGAUGGGAAGCUCGUGCCUGUUGAAUCAAAGCCAAAACAACAGGUGGAAAAUAGAGAUUCGCCUCAUUUCAAAGGAAAACUUAUGAAGUCCACAUUUUCAUCUCCACGUCAAGCACCAUCACUACAAACGUUGUCAUCAAGCAAGCCAUCCAGUGAGAAAGAGAACUCAUUUCCAAAACGGGAUAUAAUAUCACAAGCUCAAGGACUUUCAGCAUCAACUCCUAAUGGAAUUUCUAUGAGUACAUUACCUGCAUUUUUCAAACCUUUGAAAAAGCCAAGAAGCAAGUUAAAUAGACCUUUAGGGGAUACCACAAUAAACGAGAACAGCAAACUCUCUUCCGAGAACCGUUUGCCCAAAAAGAGAUUAUCUCCUGAUAACAUCUAUGAUCCAAGAAGCAAGUUAAAUAGACCUUUAGAGGAUACUACAAUAUACGAGAAAAUCAAACUCUCUUCCGAGAAUCGUUUGCCCAAAAAGAGAUUGUCUCCUGAUAACAUAUAUGAUGAUGAUGAUGAUGAUUUUGCCUAGAUAUUGGUUCCUUUGUGUUGUUUCCUUCUUUUGUUUCGUUUUUACGUGGUUGCACACAUUAGCAAUUUCCGAAGCUAUCAAACCAGUGCUAUAUGUUUCCAUUAUAUCGGGUCCUCGGUAAUGAACUGAAAUAGCUCUUACUAAGUUUGAUUAAUGAAAACAUUUGCACUGAAGACAUUGGUAAAAUUUGGUGGUUUGGCUCAUUCUUCUGGCCUCAGUUCAGGGAAACACUGGCAUAAGUCAAUUUUUAUGUUUUGCAAAUAUUUCCUCUUUUCUACCCUCAUGGCAUGUUUGAAAAACACUUCUUCAUAUGCCUAGACGUUUACAUGUACCGAAAAAGAAGUUUGUUUAUGGGAAUUUUAGUUUUGGUUCCCACUUUGUAAUCUCGUUUGUUUUCCCUUCCCUUCCCUUCCCUGUGUGUGGCUAUGUAUAAUAUUUUUUUAAAAAAAAAAAAAAAAAGAAAGAAAAG